Salvelinus fontinalis (brook trout) is the source of this 2173-nucleotide messenger RNA. RefSeq names its product zinc finger protein 239-like. Bases 231 to 1220 code for a protein of 329 amino acids. The transcript has 3 exons. Gene Ontology annotation, molecular function: RNA polymerase II cis-regulatory region sequence-specific DNA binding; DNA-binding transcription factor activity, RNA polymerase II-specific. Gene Ontology annotation, biological process: regulation of DNA-templated transcription. The record is from RefSeq and is a predicted model, not a curated record. NCBI's taxonomy places the organism in Eukaryota, Metazoa, Chordata, Actinopteri, Salmoniformes, Salmonidae.
ACCCAUUUCGUGGAACAACCCUUUAACAUUUGCAUUUUAGGCCCUGUUUAGAGAGAUUAAUGCCUCUUGUAAGACCCUAUGAUUAUAAUAGACGGUCGUAAGUUCACUAUCUGUUUGAUGUUCUCAUUCACACAGGAGAGAGACAUGACUAUUGUGGAUCCUCUGGGGAGCCUCAACAACAUCCUGAUGCUGACGAGUCAGAGAAGAGUCUCUCCAGAUCAGAACACCAGAUGGACAACGCUAGCCCUUCCGUCCUCCCGGAGUCCACGUGUCGUGCAUCUCCCGGUAGCACCUUACUGCUGGGUAUGAAGAGGUUGUCUGUGCUGCUGGUGGACUGCAGGAAAACAACGGGGCUGAGUGGAACUGUGAGAGGAGGAGAAGAGAAGAAAGGAUCAGAUUUGACUCAUCAAAGAAGAAAACCAAACAUGGAGGAACCAGAGACAUCCAAACCAGCAAGACGACACCUUUGCUCCCAGAUUGGAAAAAGUUUUACCAAGUUAGGAAGCCUGAAAAGACAUGAGAGGACACACACAGAACCGAAGCCCCAAAAUUGCGCCCAGUGUGGAAAGAGUUUUAGCCACUUCGGAAAUCUGAAAGCUCAUGAGCGAACACACACACGGGAGAGGCCUUUCCAUUGCUCCCAGUGUGGAAAGAGUUUUAAGCGGUUAGACACCCUUAAAACUCACGAGCAAAUACACACAGGGGAGAAGCCAUACCAUUGCGUCCAGUGUGGAAAGAGUUUUAGCCAGUCAGGAAGCCUGAAAGUUCAUGAGCGAAUACAUACAGGGGAGAAGUCAUACCUUUGCGCCCAGUGUGGAAAGAGUUUUAUCCAGUCAGGAAGCCUGAAGGAACACAUGAGACUGCACACAGGGGAGAAGCCUUACUACUGCUCACAUUGUGGAAAGCGUUUUAACCAUUUAGUUAGCAUGAAAAGACAUGAGAGGAUACACACAGGAGCGAAGCCACACCCUUGCUCCCAGUGUGGCAAAAGUUUUAAGCGGUUAGACACCCUCAAAGCUCAUGAACGAAUACACACAGGGGAGACACCAUACCAUUGCACCCAGUGUGGAAAUAGUUUUUGCCAGUCAGGAAGCCUGAAAGUUCAUGAGAGAAUACACACAGGGGAGAAGCCAUACCAAUGCUCCCAGUGUUCAAAGUGUUUUACCCAUUUAGGAAGCCUGAAGGAACACAUGAGACUGCACACAGAGGAGAAGCCUUAAAAAUGUUCAGACUGUGGGAAGACAUAUUACUCAUCACAGUCACUUAAACGUCAUGUGAGAAUCCACACAGGAGUGAUUAAUGAGUUCUCCUAGUGUGUAAACUCAUGUUUCACAUCACAUUGACCUAAAAUUCAUCAGAGAACAUACACAGUGCUCCCAUUGUCUUAUAUUGUUGACUGAUGUGUUUACUUGUUUAUACCAAAUGAAAUGAAAUGGUACAAAGUAUACUCAAACAUAUAUGUGUAUGUUUUUAUUAGAAAACAUGAAUUAAAUAUGGAGUCUAUCCGUUUGAACAUAGACUAGAUCAGAUAACAUGUUUAAAUGUUCCUUUUUUAAACUCUGACUAUAUGUUUAUCUGGGUGUGUCAUUCCUCCAGCACUACAGAUAAUACAGUGAUAUUUGGAUGUGAUGCAUUUGUUCCAUUGUUUACAUUUGCAUUGUUGGUCCACUGAUGAUUUAAUGAAAUUAAAAUGUUCAGACUCUGUAAUGGAAAAUGUUAAUUGUAUGUGUCAACAUAACUGAGUAUGUGACUAACCUUGUGAAACUGUCCUAUUAUAAUCUCCCGUUCUUGGAAGUAUCAUUCUGUGUUGCAAACCAGCUGCACCUGUGCCCUUGUAUGAAUAAAGUCCCUCCCAGGAACAGGAAACUAUAAAGAUAUGUGCUCAUCACCCAAUGCUUCAGGAAUUCAGACUGUCUACACUGCGCUGUGUACCUCUGUUAUUCUCUCUGAGCUCAGAAAUAAAGAAUCUUGGUUUGACUUGGACUCCACCCAACUGGCAACCUAAAUCCAAUGACAGGUGACAUAUUGUGUUGAUUUCAUGUUGAAAUCACUUUAGUUGACGACUCAAAGAAAUGUAAAUAGAAACUAGAUGUUGAACUGCCGUCUGUGCCCAGUGGGCUGGUUUGAAUAAGUGGCAGGUGUUGGAUCAAUAUCCACCUUAGUUGGUUACGGG